Molecule: messenger RNA, 4520 nt
Organism: Xiphophorus maculatus (southern platyfish)
Lineage: Eukaryota; Metazoa; Chordata; Actinopteri; Cyprinodontiformes; Poeciliidae
Gene: lsp1a
Product: non-muscle caldesmon-like
Exons: 13
Coding region: 242-1900 (552 amino acids)
Biological process (GO): muscle contraction
Molecular function (GO): myosin binding; calmodulin binding; actin binding
Source: RefSeq, a predicted model, not a curated record
AAGCUUUGUAAGGAUUGGGACUGUGGGCGUGCAUGUGUGUGUGUGCUCAAAGAGACUUUACCAUUUACACCCAGAUUCUCACACACUUCAGUGCUGUUUAACUUGGUACAACUUCAGGACAAAAAAACUUCUUUCAGAGAGGUUGAUCUUAGAGCCAUAUCAGCAGCUGGUGUGAUCUCUGUUAUUUCCACCAUUGUGAGGCAACAAGAAAAGGACAACUAGAGGCAGAAAAGAGGCAAACAUGUCCCACACUCUGCUGAGGAGGAAUUCCAGCAAACAGGGUUUGCAAAAUCUAAUGAGACUCACCGCUCAGAGGAGCAUUGAGGAUGCUGAAGAAGUGGAGCGGGAACGUCGUCAAAAGGCUCGAGAACCUUUACGCCGACUGAACAGCGGCUCAACACCGGAAGACUCGUCACCAGAGAGCGAGGCGCCGGAGGAGAAGAACACGUAUGAUCGUGAACUGAAACCCAGCAGUUCCCCUUCUCUUGAGGAAGAUGAGGGUUUUAGUGACUGGACUCAGCGCAGAGAAAAACAAAGACAGCAGCGACUGCAGGAGCUCAGUCAGGAUGGAGAAGAAGAGGAAGAAGAAGAAAAUGUCUUUAUAAAGAACAAUGUAGCCAAUAAGGCUGCUCACCCUGCUUUGACGCCGUUCAGUCCAGUUCAAAGACAAGAUCAGAAAGAUACUGACAGCAUCAGGAUGAAGGCAGAGAGGAGGAACAAGUAUGAAGAAGAGGUUAGGAGAGUGAAGGAGAGGGGGGAAAUGAAGAAGGACAAGGUGCUGCUUUCCACAAAACAAGAGACUCAAAGGUCAAAUACAGAGGAAGUGAAAAAGAAAGAACUUAAAGUAUCCUACACAUCCAAGGUUUUCCUGUGUCAGAAGCCAAAACACAACAGCCAAAAGAGUGGCACGGCCUGCCAGGAAGUGACAUCAGUCAUGAACCAGAAGAGCAGAUCUAGCAGACAAUUUGUGGAGUCAGAGGAGGCGAAGCCCUUCCUGGAGGCGGAGCAGAGACUGGAGAGGAUUCGCCAGAGCCUGCAGGAGAAGGAGAGUCAGGAGCUGGAGCAAAUUAGACAUAGGCAGUUUGAGGCCGAGCAGGAGCUGGAAGAGUUGAAGACAAGACGGAAGGAGAGACGGCGAGCUCGUGAGGAAGAGGAGCGCCAGAGAGAGGAUGAGGAGAAGCAGCAACUGGCUGCUGAGGAGGAGGAAAGAAGAAAGAUGAGGGAAGACAUGGAGAGGAGGAGGAUGGAAGCAGCAGAAAGGAUGAAGAGCCUCAGUACGUCCAGUGCAGAAGGAGAGGAGGCGUUCAGUCCCAAAGUUUCAACACAUAAGAUCACAGAGAGAACCAACUCCCUGAACCGUUCACUAAAGAAAAGCAACAGUUUCAAGAAGACUCAGCCUCCCUUCUUCCUGACCAGAAUCGAUGAUAAGAUGGAGCAGUACACUCACGCUGUGGAGAAAACCUCCCAGGAGCCACGGGCACUGAAGGUGUCGCUCUCUGACCUUCCCAAUUCCCCAGAGGUCGUUGCCUCCAAGAAGAAUCUGUUUGAGGCUGGAGAGGCCUGGAGCCCGAACGAAGGAGCAACAUGCAAGGACACUGGCAGUCUGAAAGUGGGCGUGGCCAGCCUGAUCACACACUGGGUAAAAGCCCCCUCAGAGCCCAGCAGCAAACAGUCACCAUGCCGACCGUCUGAUGUGAGGCCUGGAGGCGUGCUGCAGAAGAGGAACAUGUGGGAAAUAUAUGGAGACCCACCAGGGAGGACCGAACCAAAAGCAAAGCCAGCACCACAUGGGAAAAAACAUAAAUUUAUUGUCACUGGUCAUGGAAAAUAUGAGAAGAUCUCUGUAGAUGAAUGUGGAGACCUCAGCCAAAAUGCCGGUUUGUGUUACAGUGAUUGCUGAGGAAGCAUUUCCUCUCCUGCUGCCUACGUGAUCUUGCAACACCUGACAUGCUGAUGCAGGAACUUUGCAACAGGAACGUCUAUAUUUUUUCUGACCAUCUCUAGAGGAAAUGCACCUACAACCCCAAACCCAGGCCCAAAUAUAUAUAUAUAUAUAUAUACCCUUGGCAGAUUUAGGCUAAGUAAUUUAUUUUUUUUAUUUAUGUUUUAUUAAAAUCCUAGUAUGUUGAAAAUGCAAACCGUUCUCAAUAAACAGUGGAAAAUUAUUUUAUUGGCAAUCACACCGUUCCUUCCAAUUGAUGAGUAGCUUUUCACUUCUUUCCACUGAUUUGUUGCUGACAUAUUCUCCAAGUCUUUAAGCUUGGACGCCCUCCAUCACCCUAAUCUUAAGCUUCACUCAUGGAUUCUCAAUUAUAUUCAUGUUGGUAUGCCUUCUGCAGCCUACAAGAAUAUUAAUUCUUCCAUUCAGGAGAAAGACUUUCAGAAAUCUGUCAGGGGUAUGAAUGAUUUUGGACUCAAUUGUACAAAUUAAAAAUUAAAGCCCACAAACAAAUAUCUGAUGGUUAUAGGUGUGAUCCUCUUUAUAUCUUCCUGCUUUCUGUUUUUACCAUUAUGAGUCUAUCUAAAUGUGAGUUAGUUUUCAGUUUUCUUCUGUUCAAGACGAUCAUUUGUAAAACGUUUACAGUUUGAAUCAUCUCGAGUAAAUGGAUCACAUCAAUGUUUGACCUGUUCAGCACUUUUUAGCUUGAGGACAAUCAAAACUGCAAAAGCUCUGAGCACCAGCCACAGUUAAAAGCAGACGUUAGAUGUUACACACUGUAUAAAAACACACAACCAUUUUAUUCUGUGACAUUAAAUCUGAAUAAAUGUUAUGUUAUUUCGGCCACUUGGGAUUACCAAAACUAGUUGAUAGAUGCCAGAAAAAUAAUGGAAACAUUUAUUUUUACAACUUUGUUCUAAUUCAGACAGUUUUUUCAACUGUAUGAGUUAUGUAAUAUUGGGCAUCCUUCCACGAAUUUUUCACCAAAGUUUACUAGAAUUUUAUUUGGAUUUUUUUUUUGUGCUAGAACAAUUUUGAUUUAGACAUUUUUUAAAUAAGUUCUUUACAUUAUUGUUCUAUUAAAUAAUAUGCAAACUUUUAUGGCAUUGUAACUUACUUAUGUAACAUCACAUAAAAAUCUAAAUAGGAAGGGAAUUGUGGACCUCCACUAUUUAGUUCAUCCUUGGGAACAAUCUCCAGAUGCAUGUGCGUGCCACAUACACAUGUUAAAACAAUUAUAUGUAAGCAUAAACACCACAGUAAUUUCCAGCUGUCUGAUCUAACCAAUGAGAGGGAAGACAGGUCUGUAAUGUCACUCAGCCAAGAGGAGUCAGAUUACAGUUUUCAAACUCACUCAUGGACAUUUCUUAAUAUCUGUCUGAUUAAACUAAAAUGAAACUGUGUUAGUAAAAUUGCCAUCAUUACAAUUUGGAGUAAAAAUGGCAAAAUCUGCAGUCCUGAGAACACCAUAUCAACUAUGAUGUAAGAGGUUAACACUAUGAUAUCUUGUGCAUUUUUGGGGGAAUGAUGAUUUUCACAAAAAAAGUAGGCAUCACAAGAAAAGAAAAGUACUUUAAACAAUUAACGUCUCACCUCCAUACAAGAGCAAGGAAGUUAAACCUGCAAACAAAAUAGUCUUCGAAGUGAACAAUGAACCCAGUCAUACUAGUUAUUUACUGGUUACAAAGUGUAUUAAAUAUAUAUAUAAAAAUAGCCAUUUAAAACUCCCUCAACCCUAUUACCACCUUUCCACAGCAGGUCUGCUGAAAUGCCAGCAAGCUUGUGGAAGGCCCAAACCAACCCAACUCAUACAUUUCAAAAUUUUAUAUAAAGGUAAACGGCUGAAUUUGAAGAAAUUUACAGAAUAAUCUCUGACUCAUUUUUCUAGCAUUUAGAAGUAGUCUACCAGAAAGUCUAUUUGACUGUCAUAGGGAUUGGAACAGUCUUCUCUCUAAAGAUAAUAAAAUAAUUUAACAGAAGAAACAAUUAUAAAGAAAAAAAAUAAAAAAUGUAAAACUUUUUAUGGAAAAAAAUUGCAUGUUUUCUAAUUGCUGACAAAUUUUGUUAAAUCAUUUUUGGUGAUUUGCCUUUGGUCAGGUGUUCCAAGCCUUUAAAGUUGGAAUCCCUCUUUGCCAUCACCAUAAUCUGACAGCAAAUAUUCUCUAUUAGAUUCAAAUCAGGAUGUUCCCUCUCCAUAACUUAUGUUACAAUGUCUUUCUUUUGACGUCCAGUCAAAAUUGACAUGUUGGUAAAAUGAAAAGGUUGAUUUAAACUUUAAACUUACAAAGGCAUGAAUACUUUUUUGGUCUAGCUAUAAAAAACUGCUGUUAAGUGUAUGUAAGAAUCAUAAAUAUUAUACAGUGCAUAGUUGUGACAAUUGUGGUGGACAUUUGCUUAUUGAAAUUUGACUUUGUGAUAUUUAGCUUAAUAGUUACACCUUUGAACACUAAUGGAUGCUUUAGUUCAUACAUGUCUGCUUCUGUCUCAAAAUGCUUUUACUUUUAUUCUUUUUGAACAAGAUUUUUUCGCUUCUAUUUUUAUGCCACUUUGAAAAUAUUAAAUAAAAUCAGUACCUAUUCUU